CGCUUUCCGAUUUUUAAUCUUCGGAUCAGAUAAGAUCUUCACCUUGUGUGAUGGAUCGGUGAUAUGGUUUGUGGUUUCAGCUAUGCUUUUAAUCUUCAUUCUCAUUCAUUACAUCACUUUAGCCUCAGCGAGAGCCAGUUUACAACAAGAUGAAUACUGCUUCGUAGCUUGUCAGCAGAUCCUUCGGGGUGUGCGGUUCAACAACACAGCUCCGAAGACCGGACAACCAUGGCCGGCUUGUGGGAACGAACUGGAGUUUACAUCUUUGUACUUGUGCAACAAACUGUAUUGUACGGAUGAUGAACGGAGGAGGGGAAUCGAUGGCUUGAAUGAGAGAUGUCGGAGAUUUUACAAUGCUACGGCUCCGCCCUAUUCUCUCAUUGAUGGGUUCACGGGUGAUGAAAUUUUGGAGCUUCAUCAUCUGGAGGUUGGAGAAUUGAAUAGAGAGGCGCCGAGUAUUCAUAACGAAGUUCUUGUGCCAUCGAAAGAGCUUUAUGGCCUCGCCUGGGAUACAUUGGUAAUUCUCCAGAUCACCUCAAAAUGGCUUUGCUGACCUUGAUUGAAGGAUGCUGCUUAUUUUGAGUUGGAUAUUCAUAUAAUAUAUGGCUUUGCUAUGUAUUAUUUCUGGGUGGCGGUCGUUUCUAUUGGUGUAAUAUCACGUUUGAUACGACUGGGUCUCAAUUCUAUGAGCCCCAUGCAAGCAUGGCAAGAAAUCCCUAGUGAUCCUCACAUCGAAAACUCAGUCGCAAAGCGAAUAUAUCAUCCCUAUACUAUGCUGAAAAGAUACAUAACUGUACCAGCAACAUUCGGUUUUACGCACGCCCAGAACAUCAAAUGGUGCACGGUACCUACCCGCAUCCAAAGUAUUGCUAUUGCUGCUUUUGUCAUUUCCAACAUCGUUCUUUGCUCAGUCAGUUAUCAUGUUUUUGAAGACAAUUUAUAGUAAGCCUUUUACCUCGGUCAUAAAAUGUACCUAAAGUUUAUAGCUGGCCAAAUGUUUCGACGCAAGUUUGGAGAUAUGUUGCCGAUAGAACUGGGAUCAUUUCAACCGCAAAUCUUGCUCUCAUUUGGGCUUUUGGAAUCAGAAAUAAUACUCUACUUUGGUUAACUGGCUGGAAUUUUGCUACCUACAACAACUUUCAUCGAUGGGUUGCGAGAGUUGCGACGGUUGAAGCCGUCGUGCAUUCCGUUGCUUACACAGUCUUAAUUUUUGAGAGUAUGCUAUAUAACAGACCUUUUGCUUUCCUUAAGUGGGGGUAGCCUUUUUGUAGGCCUUUUUCAUCAUUCAAAUAGCUGACAGUAGUUAGAUGGAACCUGGUCAGCAGCAUGGCAAGUCUACGCUGAUUAUUACCAAAGUCGGUGGUUUGUUGCUGGCGUUUUGGUAAGUUUAUUCGGCCCACCAUGAUGAGUCUCUGACACAAUGUAUAGGCAACAGUUUUUAUGGUGGGAGUAUGCGCCUUCUCAGUUUAUCCAUUACGCCGCAAGCUUUAUGAGAUAUUUCUGUUCUUGCAUAUCGUUCUAUCAAUUUUAAUUCUAGCGACAAUGUGGUAGUAAGUUAUUGCCCAUCCAACCCCUAAUGUAAUCUCAGGCUAAUAUUUUCCAGCCAUGUGGAGAUCUUUAAUGGAGAUUACAGUGGUUUCAUAUGGCCUUGCGUAUUCAUCUGGACUUUUGAUCGACUCUCACGAAUCGCUCGAAUGCUUCUAUUUAACCGAAGAUUUUGGAACACACAGGCACAAGUCACCUAUGAUUCCACAUCCAAUAUCAUCCGCCUUGUCGUUCCAUACUCAACAUCAUUCAUCAAACCUCCACCCGGAACAUUCUACUUCAUAAGCGUCCUAAACGACAGAAUUUGGGAAAGCCAUCCCUUCACACUCAGCUAUUCGACUUCCAAUGACACCUCCUCACCUUCUUCAUCUCUUGGAACAAUAACACCUCCUUCUAGGCCCUCAAGCCUCUCCAGAUCAAGAGGAAACUCUUCAGAAUCUCAAACCCUCCUUUCACCAUCCCAAUCCGAAACACCACCCGCCUCAAUGGUCUUCAUAAUUCGUCCCUAUAAUGGCUUCACAUCCCGCCUGCGGAGCCAUGCAAACUCAUCUUCAACGCGUGUACUGAUCGAAGGGCCUUAUGGGGAAACACAGCCUUUUGAGAAGUACCGAAAUGUCCUCUUCAUAGUAGGCGGGACUGGUAUUGCUGUUCCUCUUUCUUACAUGGAUACUCUUUUAAAGUCUUCCUCUACAACCUCAAUCAAAGUCAUAUGGGCAGUACGAGAGCAUCAAUUUUUGCAUGAUGCUAUAAUAAGAGAUUUCAGAGGUGCGAUUGGGAGUGAGAAAUUGAGUCUGGAGGCAUAUAUCACUAAUGAUAGUGGAGUUGAAGAGAUAAAAGAUGAUCUCGGAUUGAAGGUUCGUAUUGGGAGGCCUGAUGUUUUUCAAGAGGUUGAAGAAGCUGCUCGAGAGUCUGGGGGAAGGCCAUUGGCAGUUGUUGCUUGUGGACCAGGGCUGAUGGCUGAUGAGACUAGGAGGGCUUUUGUGCAGAUGUUGGAGAGGGGAUAUGGGAAUGUGGAGUAUUUUGAGGAGAGCUUUAACUGGUGAAGGGUAAUUUUUUAGUGAUUUUCAUCGGAUUUAAACCGUGCCUCGGAGAUUAUUUAAUGUUAAACGGAAAUCUGGUACAGAAG
This is a messenger RNA of Hymenoscyphus albidus, 2671 nucleotides long. The record is from the annotation of a GenBank genome assembly. Lineage: Eukaryota; Fungi; Ascomycota; Leotiomycetes; Helotiales; Helotiaceae.